CCCCGACCAGGUUCUCUGAGAUGAGGAAGAAGUCUAUUUGAGAGGCUGAAAUAUGUUGGCCGUGAUUACGCUUCAGAUAGAAGAUCAGGAAAUGUAUUUACCACCAGGGUCGACUGACAAAGGAAGAGAGAAGCCUCCGGCAGGACUCAUCUUCAGACAUCUGGGGCACAGGGAUGGAAGUGUUGUGGACUUCCAUUGGAAUCCCUCUUCACCAUGGACAGUCAUGAGCGCCUCAACCAACACGACAGGAGAGGGGGCUGGUGAUGGAGGUGGAAGUCUGCAGGUCUGGAGGAUGAUGGAUGUGAUAUACGGAUCGGAUGGUGAUGUAUUUGGAGAACUCAAGCAACACCAAGAUGAGAUUCUGGGGGUCAAGAGAACAUCAAGCAUGAAUGUCCCAUAUGGUGAUCAGAGAGAGGAGCCUGUCGUCAAAGAGGACUUAGCAAAGCCAAAUCUCAGUGAUCAUAACAAUCCCUCUACCACUGCUUGGUAAUUUAUGGCCAUCUACGGCAUAUCAGAGGGUGAGGGCUAUAGAGGGACAGCAGCUGCAAUAGCAAUGGCAGCAAAAGAGGCACUAAAGGCUGCAACCACUAGCAAUCGCAUUACGGGUGGAAAGGAUCAUGACAAUGACAAGCGUAGCAGCUCUGGCUACAGUGACAGCGGCAGCAUUGGCAACAACACCCAUUAAUAGCAGCAACAGCAACACCAAUAGUCACAGCAAUAGCAACAGGGAUAGUGAUGGUGUUGGAAACAGUGAUGGAAACAGCGAUGGGAAUAGCAACGAAAACAGCGUUGGAACCAGCAUCAGAAACAGUGACAGAAACCGCAAAUGGAAACACCGAUAGAAACAGCAAUGGCAGGGGCCGCGGCCUAGUGCAGUUGGUUGAGCACAUGAGUGGCAUUCAGGAGGUCAUGGGUUCGAUUACCAACGUUGUCCAUUCGACUCCCCACAGCCCCCUGAGGCAUGCUCUGGGUUCACCAGCUGAGAAAGACAGCUUGCCACCCUUGGUUGGUCUUGGCAGGGGACCCUUUGACCCGGCCAACCCUAGCUAGGGGUUAGGAAUGCAGCGGUGCUUGGGCACAAGAGGAGGUUGGCGCCAACCCAUAACUCUUACGACACUCCAGCGUAGGUGCAUAGAUUUGGCAUGCUACGAGAACAAAUGAUGGAAACUGGAUGUAGAUAAGAGGUUAGGUAGUGGGAGGUAUCUGAGAGAAGAAUAUAGGGUAGUUAAAAAAAAAAAAAAGAGAAACUGCGAUGGCAGCAGCGAUGGAAACGGUCAUGGAAACUGCAAUAGCAACAGCUAUGGAAACAACAACAGUGACAGUGUCGGAAGCGGAACAGUGACAAUGCUGGCAGCAGUGAUGGCGGCAAAGAGCGAUGUGGUCCCUGGAGACAAGAGCAAGAGUGACAAUGAUGUCAAGAGUACUAGCAGCAGCAAGGAGUAAGCGAGUCACAUCAUUAAUGAAUCGUAGAUUGUUAG
Messenger RNA from Chara braunii, 1478 nucleotides. Lineage: Eukaryota; Viridiplantae; Streptophyta; Charophyceae; Charales; Characeae. The record is from the annotation of a GenBank genome assembly.